Molecule: messenger RNA, 633 nt
Organism: Lodderomyces beijingensis
Lineage: Eukaryota; Fungi; Ascomycota; Pichiomycetes; Serinales; Debaryomycetaceae
Source: the annotation of a GenBank genome assembly
AUGUCUUUCCAAGAGUUGAAUGCACAAUACCUUGCAUAUCUAGCACAGUACCCUCUCGCUACAAAGUCGGUAACCUCGGGCAUACUCAAUGGCUUGAACGAAACGAUUUCGUCAGCAAUAACCAACGAAUACAAGGAGUCCCGCAUUCUUGGACUCAAGAUCAAGCACGUGUUUAGCUCCAAAUUGGUGAAGAUGAUCAUCUACGGAAGCUUGAUAUCGACACCAAUAAGCCAUAAAAUGUAUGGUGUCAUCAACAAAAUCUUCAAAGGUCCCUUGACUCCUAAACAGAAAAUCUUGCAGAUAUUGACGUCGUUGUUCACGGUGACUCCUACAUUGUCGGCGUGCUUUGUGGCCUGGAUCGGCUUGAUCAACAACUACCAGCCCAAGAGCUUCAGCAUCUGCGAGAUUGGCAGAAUCUACACCGUCAUCAAGACCUCUUUGCAAAAGGGGUACCUUCCCGUGUUGAGGUCCUCGAUGGUAACGUCGUUUUUAGCGCUUGUUGUUGCUCAAAAAUUCGUGAAGCCCGAGUUGUGGGUCGUUUUCUUCAACUUGAUCUUCUUUGUAUUGGGCACCUACCAGAAUACCAAGUUGAAGAAGUUGCAAAAGAAGCAACGGUUAGAAAAGAGUGAAUAG